AUGGUCCCAUUUUGCGGUUCUCUGGUUUUUGUGCUAGCAGUUUUUCAAUGCGCAGAGGCUCGGAAGCUGGAAUUUGCGCAGGCCCUUUUCCGGCACGGAGACCGCGCCCCACUGCACCUACCGUAUCCGAACGACCAGUAUACGGAGAAGUCGUGGAGCAGAGGAUGGGGACAGUUGACAUCGGUAGGUGCAUUCGGAAACGAUCAAAUAGAUUCAGAUGAAAUUUUACAGAUAGGAAUGCAACAACUGCAUGAACUAGGCGAAUUUUUCCGUCACAAAUACGUGGAUACCGGCUUCAUCCCUGCCAACUUUUCCGUGAAAGAAGUCUAUCUGCGGUCGUCCGAUUCUGACAGAGCUCUCGUUUCGGCCCAAUCCUUCCUCUACGGAAUGUACCCUGCCGCAGGAGGUUAUCAGUGGAAUGCGGACACUGAUUGGCAACCUCUUCCCGUGCAUGGAUCCACCCCCGGACAGCCCGACUUGGUAGGUAAUAUUCCAUUCAAAGUACACAUCUUUUGGUUGAUUGAUCUUUGUGAUUUGCGUGGGUAAAACGAGGAAAGAGCUGAUAAGACUAUUAUCGGAGUUUCAGCUGUGCAAACCGACGGCAAUCAAGUGCUCCCGCCAUGAAACACUCGUGGCAGAGGGAGACCAGCAAUCGAAGGCCGUGUACGAUGCGAAGUACGCCGACUUCUUCAGCGAACUCUCAAAGACGACUGGCUUCAAGAACUGCUCCUACAUGGACAUCAACGGUCUGUUCGACGUGCAAAGAGAACUCAUUCACAACAUGACUGCCAUGCAGCCCGACUGGGUUUACCAGAACUGGAGCCAGUACGAUAAUCGGAAUUCGAUGGACAUUAUCACUGAAAUGAGAACGGUUCGGAUGAUGAAUCUGUUCAAUUCCGAAGAAAAAGGAAGACUUCAAGGUGGAUCCGUUCUGUAUACCUGGAUUCAGAAUGCGUUGGCAGUUACCGAAAGCCGAAAUGAUCAGAGAAUGCUAUUGUACUCUUCGGUAACUUAAAAUCAAAAAACAUGAGCCUCCUACAACCGUAUUUUCAUUUUCAGCACGACGGAGUUCUUCUGGCUCUUCUGAAUGCGUUCCGUGCUUCUAACGAAAUGAUGGUUCCCUAUGCGGCUGCUCUGAUUAUGCACGUUUACUCUGACAACGGAAAGUACUAUCCAGAGGUAUUUUAACAGAGAACGACUCUUUAAAAACACAUAUUUUCAGUUGUACUACCGUAACGAAACGACUGCCGAUCCGUACCGAGUACUUCUUCCCUGGUGUCCGGAACCUUGUGAAGUUUCCCAAUUGGCAAGUGGAUAUGUGAAUAUGACAGUGGCAGAUCUUUCCGAAAUGAUGACGGUAGGGUAACCAUCAUUCAACCAUUGAUCGUCAAAUUAUCAUUUCCAGUUAUGUGGGACGCCACUCAACGUUUGCGGAUCAUCGUCGUCCGUCCACAGUUAUCUAGUAUCUUUCCCAGUUCUGUUAUCCUUUUGUUGUUAUUAUCUUUCCAAUAAACUGUUCAAUUUCUCUCUCAACUCACCGACAAAUUCGGAGUGAAGUCGAUCGUGGCGGUGGGAGUCCUUUCGGUUAGCACCGCAUCCACCACUUUCAUGCAUCCGGAGCUCGUGUACACAUUCAGCAGAUCGUUGGGAAUUCCAUCAUGUUCGCUGAAAACAGAAUCAUUCGUGUUGUCAUUGUCAACUCUUUCUGUUGUUGCUCGCACAGAAACCAGGUGUUGGCAUCGCUCCCCCACUCGUUUUUAUUUUUGUUUUCUUCUUUCUCCUGCCCGCGGGACCAAACAACUGCCGCCGCCUCCUCCGCCUUCUUCGUGAUGGAUUCCGACGGAGAGGGAGGGGGAAAAGAGGAGCACGAGAAGGGAGCACACGGAGCACAUCUGCCAUUCCCGCCUGCGCCCGUCCUCCCCGAUGGUUUCCAGGUCGAGUUUCUUUUCGGUUCACUGCCAAUCUUUUCUUGAUUCGACUCACUUUGAGAUGGGAUUAGAACAGAACGACACUCAAACUACCGUUUUCUCCCAACUUUCCUAAUUCCUAACAUCUUCUCUCGCCAACCAAACCAUCUGAUUUCAGUAUGACCGACUACGCACUGGUGCGCUCUCGCAGCGCUCUCACGCGUGCCAGAUCCGUCGAACCGACUUCGCGUCUCUACGUAAGUGAUAACAAAAAACCACUGGCAGCUGAAUGAUUCAUUUGCCAACAACUGAUCACGUAAAGAAAUCAAGAACCUCUCCUCCUCUCCCGCUUUCUCAUAAUGUUACACUUUAUUGGUACCCCGCUUCUUCUUCUUCUUUUUCUGUCUUUUCACAGCUCAGGGUCACGUGUGAAGUGAAAAACAACAACAAUGAUUGGUGUUGCAGGUCACCCGCACUUCCUCCGUUCCGGACCUGACCGCCCAUUUCCGUCACUCGGACAAGUACCGUCCACAAUGGCACACCGUCUGGCAAUCGACCCCUUACCGCUGGCGUCGUGACUGGGAUCUGGUUUGUACUGGGAUCUUUGGGAGAAGUGGAAACAGUGGAACAUUUCGUUUCAGUACGAUGACUACUGGUACGACAAGUACUACUACUUCUCGCCGCUCUACCGUAGCACCUACUCGCCGAGCCGAAGAUACUACCACAGCGAUUACCUUCCGAAUCCUUACUACUGGAGCAACUACGGCUCGUACUGGACUCGCUACAAGGGCUACUGGUACGACUACGACUACCCGUCCUACUACCGCCGAUACACCAGCUCUGCUUUCAACAAUUACCUGAACUACACUUACACUCCAUACAGGUUUUCUCUAAUCUCUUCUGUCUCAAGUCUCGAUGACUGAAUCUGUUCAGAUCGUACUUGCUGGACUCUCUGAGCACGUCGCUCAACCGCGGACUGUCGAUGUACAAGGCAGGUUUGUACCGGUAUUGACCACUGUCAAAGGUAGUGUAGAGACAGGGCAGUGCCCCACAAACUUUCCGUCCAAACCUUUUCUCUUUUUAGAGCCCCGCAGUUUACGGUACUACUAAUCCCUUCUCGCCGCUCUAUCUCUACACUAGAUAUUAAUAAUGUGAGCCAUUUCUUUUAUAUAGUCUUCUGAGCAUUUCCCCUAUUUCAUAUUCCAGGCCUUAUCAACCACACGACGCUUGAUGCCUACUGGCUGA
Messenger RNA from Caenorhabditis sp. 36 PRJEB53466, 3152 nucleotides. The record is from the annotation of a GenBank genome assembly. Lineage: Eukaryota; Metazoa; Nematoda; Chromadorea; Rhabditida; Rhabditidae.